AUGACUGUUGUCACACCUCAAGCAUCAUCUGAUGAUGAUGUUCUAACAGCAGUGGCAAUCGUCCAUCGACUAGAACAUUCAAAUGGAAAACAUUUAUUGAAACAUUUACCGAUAAUACGAACAGAAACGUUAUUAUUAAAAUAUCUUUUUGAAAAUGGUUUACCAAAAACAAAUCAUACAAAUCGAACAUCGAUAUUAAAUAAAAUAAAAUCAUUAUCUUAUUAUCAAACAUUUCUUUCAUCAUCGGAAUUUAAAGAUUAUUUUCAAUUAAUUAAAAAAUCCGAUAGACCACAAAUAAAUAAAGAUGAUUAA
Messenger RNA from Rotaria sordida, 312 nucleotides. The record is from the annotation of a GenBank genome assembly. NCBI's taxonomy places the organism in Eukaryota, Metazoa, Rotifera, Eurotatoria, Philodinida, Philodinidae.